AUGGCUCCGACACUGGUGGCUGCAAUUGACCUGGCUACGUACACACAAUCUACCCAGGGUCUUGAUGCGCAGGCAUUAUCAUACGUCGGCAAUGUCUUUAUCCAAGUCACGGACGCGACUAUCGAUCAGGCCCUUGAUCACCUGAAGCGAUCGGUAGGCCGUUUUGCCAACUACCUAGGCGUCACUUCAAUCACCUCCAUGGACGAUGUUCUCUCACUUCUCGAUGCCGGCGCCGCUAAGGUCUUCGUUACUCGCCAGCAACUAGACGAGCUCAAGGUGCGGAAGAUAGACCAGGACAGGAUCGUCCUAUGCUUGCCUGGAAACACAAAGGAAGAAAUCAUAGAGGCUAUAGCAGGGACACAUGUGGAUAUUUACGCCCACCAGGUGCAGGAUGUUGAUUUUGUCGAGGCAUGGCUGAAGGACUAUGGGACAGACCGCCCCGGAUUCUUCGUCUCCUUUGCGCAACCUAAUGUGGACACUGUAUCAAGACUAGCGAAACUGUCAGCAAUCCCCAUCGUAUCCGCUGAAAAUCUCACCAUCGACCCUUCGAAGCAAGGAGGCGCAUUGAGUGUCGCGAAGCUCAUCAUGGCCAACGCAACGAGCGACCGGCCCGACGGCCUUUUUACCACACUCGUGACUGACGAGCGGGGUAUCGCGCUAGGACUCGUAUACAGCAGUGAAGAGAGUGUCGCCGAAAGUCUGAGAACAGGACGUGGGGUAUACCAGAGUCGAAAGCGGGGAUUGUGGUACAAGGGCGAAAGCAGCGGCGACGUACAGGAGCUGGUAUCUUUGUCGCUCGACUGUGAUAGCGAUUGCCUUCAGUUUGUGGUGCGACAACAAGGCAGAGGCUUUUGCCAUCUGGCAACACCUACAUGUUUCGGCGAGUACAGUGGCUUGUCAAAACUGCAAAAGACACUGCAGAGUCGCAAGGCCUCAGCCCCGGAAGGCUCGUAUACUGCGCGCCUCUUCAAUGAUGAGCAGCUUUUGCGCGCAAAGAUACUAGAGGAGGCUACCGAGCUCUGCGACGCCAACACGAAAGAGGACGUUGCAUUCGAAGCAGCUGAUCUCUUCUACUUUGCCCUGACCAAAUGCAUAGCUGCUGGUGUAUCAUUAGAAGAUGUUGAGCGAAACUUGGAUGCGAAGAGUAUCAAGGUCAAAAGGCGGCAGGGCGAUGCAAAGCCCGCAUUUGCCGCACAGGCAGCAACGACAACACAGGGAACUACUAGUGAUUCAAGUACCAAGGAGAUGGUCAAGGAGGCUGCAUCGGUACCCAAGAGCAAAGACGACCCGGCAGGUACAAAGAAUGGCCGCAUCACUAUGAGGCGAUACGUAACCGCAAACGAGAGCCCAGAGACCAUCAGCGCUGCAUUGCAAAGACCUUCACAACGUUCAUCCGAAAAGAUUCUGGGUAUAUGCCGACCCAUAAUCGAGGCUGUCAGGACGCGCGGAGAUGCUGCGUUACUCGAGUAUACGCACAAGUUUGAGAAAGCUACAUCGUUGACCUCGCCCGUCUUGAGAGCACCUUUCCCACCAGAACUUAUGCAACUGGCCCCUGAGACCGCCAAAGCCAUCGAUGUUUCGUUUGAGAACAUUCGUAAAUUCCACGCUGCGCAGAAAGAAGACAAGCCACUUAGGGUGGAGACUAUGCCUGGAAUUGUAUGUUCGCGCUUUGCUCGACCCAUCGAAAGGGUAGGUUUGUAUAUACCUGGCGGUACAGCUGUACUUCCCUCCACCGCGCUCAUGCUUGGUGUGCCAGCCAUGGUUGCUGGCUGCAAGAAGAUUGUUCUGGCUACGCCACCACGAUCCAACGGUCAAGUAACCCCAGAAGUCGUCUACGUUGCUCAUAAAGUUGGCGCAGAGUCUAUCGUACUUGCUGGAGGUGCACAAGCUGUUGCGGCCAUGGCAUACGGUACUGAAAGCGUGACCAAGGUUGAUAAGAUUUUGGGCCCUGGCAACCAAUUUGUUACAGCAGCUAAAAUGCACGUUUCCAACGACACAAAUGCCGGAGUAAGCAUCGACAUGCCGGCGGGACCCAGUGAGGUCCUUGUGAUUGCUGAUGCAUUUGCCAAUCCCGCGUUUGUCGCAUCGGAUCUACUCAGUCAAGCCGAGCAUGGCGUGGACUCUCAGGUCAUCUUGAUCGCAGUUGGACUGAAUGAAUCCCAGCUCGGGGCAAUCGAGGAUGAGUUACACAAACAGGCAAUUGCUCUACCGCGCGUGGACAUCGUCCGCGGCGCGAUCGAGCACUCGCUUACACUCGCCGUAAGCACGAUGGAUGAAGCCAUGGAGCUAAGCAACCAGUACGCGCCAGAACAUCUUAUCCUCCAAGUCAACGAGGCGGAGAAGGUUGCAGAAAUGGUUGAGAAUGCUGGAAGCGUGUUCAUCGGCGAAUGGACACCGGAAAGUGUUGGUGACUACUCCGCCGGUGUCAACCAUGCGUUGCCAACAUACGGAUACGCAAAGCAAUACUCAGGUGUAAACUUGGCAUCUUAUGUCAAGCACAUCACCAGUUCCCAUCUCACUAGACAAGGUCUGGAAAAUGUGGGCGCAGCUGUGAUGGAGCUCGCGCGUGUCGAAGAACUAGAGGCCCACCGUCGCGCUGUAAGUUUACGGUUGGGCGUCGCAUAGAAUAAUGUUACUCGGUUUGCCUUUCAAUAUUCGGUCAUAGAUUAUCAAAAAGCUCUGGGCGGCAUGGUAGAAGUUUCCUUUUGAUAGUACAUGUGUAGUAGUUGCAAGCGUCGGCCAUUGUCUAGAGAUGCCCCGUGGUAGUUUGGGGGAAUUCAAUGACAACAAUAAGCAUU
Pyrenophora tritici-repentis Pt-1C-BFP is the source of this 2798-nucleotide messenger RNA. Lineage: Eukaryota; Fungi; Ascomycota; Dothideomycetes; Pleosporales; Pleosporaceae. The record is from RefSeq and is a predicted model, not a curated record.